AGAUUGCAGCCAGAAAUAGCACACCACCACCGAGAGCUGUAUGCGAGCAACCCAGAAACUCAGAUUAAAUUGUGUCCACUUUUCUGGAUCAGUUGCUCAGAAAGAAAGAGAUGACAUCUGGUCCUGUCUUCUUGUACCUCUUGAUUUUUGGAAAAUAUUUUUUUCAUGGGAGUGGACAGGGCUUCCAGUGCUCCCUGGGCUAUUUUGCCUGUGGGAACGUCACCAAGUGCCUGCCUCAGCAUCUGCAUUGCAACGGCGUGGACGACUGUGGCAACUGGGCUGAUGAGGACAACUGUGGAGAUGACAAUGGAUGGCCUUUGCUAUUUGGGAAACGCUAUGGCAUUUACAACAGAACAGCUUUUCCACGUCUCUUUCACUUAGAAACACCAAAAUGCCUGGUCGGUUCUGUGCCCACGCAAUGUGUGUGCCAAGGUUUAGAGCUUGACUGUGAUGAGACCAAAAUACGAGCUAUUCCAUCAGUGUCUUCAAAUGUGACUUCAAUGUCACUUCAGAAGAACUUAAUAAGAAAACUUCCUCCUUAUGGCUUCAAGAAGUACCAUGAUCUUUGGAGAUUGUGCCUGCAAAACAAUAAGAUUAGAUCCAUAUCCACCUAUGCUUUCAGAGGACUGCACAAUCUUACUAAACUGUUUCUUAGUCAUAACAGAAUAACCUUCUUGAAGCCAGGUGUUUUUGAAGAUCUCCACAAACUAGAAUGGCUGAUAAUUGAAGAUAAUCGGCUCAGUCGAGUUUCCCCACUAACAUUUUCUGGACUAAAUUCUCUUAUGCUCUUGGAACUGAUGAAUAAUGUCCUCACCCAUUUGCCUGAUAAACCUCUUUGUCAGCACAUGCAAAGACUGAAUUGGCUGGACUUGGAAGGCAACCAUAUCCACAAUUUAAGAAAUAUGACUUUUAUGUCCUGCAGUAGUUUAACUGUUUUGAUAAUGAGAAAAAACAAAAUUAAUCACCUUAAUGAAAACACUUUUGCACCCCUCCACAAACUAAAUGAAUUGGAUUUAGGAAAUAAUAAGAUUGAAAGUUUUUCACCACAUGUAUUUAAGAAUCUGAAGGAGCUCUCGAAAUUGAAUAUUUCCUAUAACCCAAUCCAGAAACUUCAAGCAAACCAAUUUGAUUCUCUUGUCAGUCUCAAGUCUCUCAGCCUAGAAGGACUUGAAAUUUCAAAUAUCCAACAAAGGAUGUUCAGACCUCUUAUGAAUCUCUCUUACAUAUAUUUUAAGAAAUUCCAGUACUGUGGAUAUGCACCACAUGUUCGCAGCUGUAAACCAAACACUGAUGGAAUCUCAUCUCUAGAGAAUCUCUUGGCAAGCAUCAUUCAGAGAGUGUUCGUCUGGGUCGUGUCUGUGGUUACAUGCUUGGGAAACAUCGUUGUCAUUUGUAUGCGACCUUGUAUCAGGUCUGAGAACAAGCUGCAUGCCAUGUCAGUCAUAUCUCUCUGCUGUGCCGACUGCCUAAUGGGAAUAUAUUUACUUGUGAUUGGAGCCUUUGACCUGAAGUUUCGUGGAGAAUACAACAAGCACGCACAACGGUGGAUGGAGAGUUUUCAUUGUCGUUUCAUGGGAUCUUUGGCCAUUCUGUCUACAGAAGUAUCAGUAUUACUUUUAACAUUUCUAACAUUGGAAAAAUAUAUAUAUAUUGUGUAUCCUUUUAGAUAUUUAAGACCUAGAAAAUGCAGAACAAUUACAGUGCUGAUUCUCAUUUGGAUUAUUGGGAUUCUAGUGGCUUUUGUUCCACUGAGCAAUAAGGAAUUUUUCAAAAACUACUAUGGCACCAAUGGAGUAUGUUUCCCUCUUCAUUCAGAAGAUACAGAAACUAUUGGAGCCCAGAUUUAUUCAGUGGCAAUUUUUCUUGGUAUUAACUUGGUGGCGUUUAUCAUCAUAGUUUUUUCCUAUGGAAGCAUGUUUUACAGCGUUCAUCAAAGCACCAUAACGGCAACUGAAAUAGGGAAUCAAGUUAAACAAGAGAUGAUCCUUGCCAAACGGUUUUUCUUUAUUGUGUUUACUGAUGCAUUAUGCUGGAUCCCCAUUUUUGUACUGAAAUUCCUUUCAUUUCUUCAGGUAGAAAUACCAGGUACUAUAACCUCUUGGGUAGUGAUUUUUAUUUUGCCUAUCAACAGUGCUUUGAACCCAAUUCUCUACACUCUGACCACAAGACCAUUCAAAGAAAUGAUCCACCAGUUUUGGAAUAACUACAGACAAAGAAGAUCAAAAAGAAGGCAGAAAACAUAUGCUCCAUCAUUCAUCUGGGUAGAAAUGUGGCCACUGCAGGAGAUGCCACCUAAGUUAAUGAAGCCAGCUCUUUUCAGAGACUCCUAUGAAUUGUCACUAAUUUCUCAAUCAACCAGACUCAAUUCCUGUUCAUAGCUGAUUCUGAACUCCACUGGGGUACUUCAAAAUGGAUUAGCCUAAAAUGAAUGCCACAAGAUUAAUACUUUCUAUUAAUGGCU
Artibeus jamaicensis (Jamaican fruit-eating bat) is the source of this 2461-nucleotide messenger RNA. RefSeq names its product relaxin family peptide receptor 1 (gene RXFP1). Bases 111 to 2378 code for a protein of 755 amino acids. The transcript has 18 exons. Gene Ontology annotation, molecular function: G protein-coupled receptor activity; protein binding. The record is from RefSeq and is a predicted model, not a curated record. Gene Ontology annotation, cellular component: membrane. Gene Ontology annotation, biological process: G protein-coupled receptor signaling pathway. Lineage: Eukaryota; Metazoa; Chordata; Mammalia; Chiroptera; Phyllostomidae.